AUGUAUGACUGGCCAAAGAAGACAAUUUAUAACGUCGGAAUCCCCAAUCGAGCAGUAUCAGUCGGCAGCAGCACCCGCAUUGAUUUCCGAUCUAUACCUCUUCUCAAGGGCCUCAAACUGGAAACCAUUGAGACACAUCUUAUAGAAACACAUUUUGUCGCGAAACCAUCACCGGCCACUCGUUCUCGCGAAGUGUUGAUAGAUGAAUAUGAGCCUCCAGGCUGGGAUAAAUUAGAUAUAGUGCCCUUCGACGACGAGCAUACACAUUAUUUGUACCACUUCUCUCAAACCCUCUGCCUCCCGAAAUCUACCAAAGAUUGCCUUCAAAGCACAGCAACCACAAAUCUCCAAGUCGAACAUAAGAUUGCGGUCCUUACCACGCUCUUAAAUCCGGAUGGCCAUAUCUCAUCUAUUGGUCAACCCUUUCCGGCUUGGGAAUGUGAACUAGGUUAAUGUACAUAGAUCCGUUUCUCCG
This is a messenger RNA of Aspergillus ruber CBS 135680, 475 nucleotides long. Its product is annotated as arrestin C-terminal domain-containing protein. Lineage: Eukaryota; Fungi; Ascomycota; Eurotiomycetes; Eurotiales; Aspergillaceae. The record is from RefSeq and is a predicted model, not a curated record. Bases 1 to 453 code for a protein of 150 amino acids. The transcript has a single exon.